Molecule: messenger RNA, 2525 nt
Organism: Mytilinidion resinicola
Lineage: Eukaryota; Fungi; Ascomycota; Dothideomycetes; Mytilinidiales; Mytilinidiaceae
Product: ankyrin
Exons: 5
Coding region: 135-2525 (796 amino acids)
Molecular function (GO): protein binding
Source: RefSeq, a predicted model, not a curated record
UAAGAAACCCAUGAUUCCCUCCAAGUUUCAGACGCCUGUAUUGUGUUCUAUCACUUCUUGCAAAUCUUUGCAUCCCUUUCGCUGUCUUCCAAUGUCGUAGCCCCGCUUCAUUGAGGCCUGCGUGCCGGUCGAAUAUGGUCGUACCGUUCGGCAUCUCUAUCGGCGACUUCAUCGCUGUUGGAGCAUUAGCGCAUGACAUCGCAGUUGCCCUAAAUGACACUAGGGGUGCCGUAGCGGAAUACAGGUCCUUGAUCAAGCUUCUCGAAUCUCUUGUCACUUCUACUCAGCAAAUCACCAACUUUGUCUCCAGCUCAGCAGCCUGUGCUACGCUGAAGAUAGAUCAAGCUUUGGCAAAUGGCCUCUUGUUCCAUGUGCAAUGCUGCCGAAGGCUCAUGACACAAUUUUUGACUGACUCUCAAAAGUAUACACAGAGCAUGGUCAAUGGACAAGGAAGCAAAGCAAAAGGCAUAUUGAGGAAAUUGAAGUGGAAGCUUUAUAACUCUGAGGAUGCGCAGAAGCUUGAGCUUCGCCUUAGCUCCCAUCUUAACGCAUUUCAGACGUACUUGAUCGCAAUAAACAUUCAGUUCGAAGCUGAAUCUACGAAUCGGCUCGAAUCGAAAAUUCAUCAGAUCAGCUAUUCACUGAGUGAAAUCCACACUCUUGUAGCAAUCACACAACAAAACAAGCCUCGGGACUUGGGCUACCAGUGGGAAGCUGACCCCGCAUCAUCUCACAUCUAUCUCGAGGACAUUAUAGGGCGCACACUUAUAUUGCCUUUUACACUUUGUCGCAAUACGCAGACAUUUCAUGAUACUUUGAAAAUAAUCUUCGCGGACCAUCCAGGUUACCAAAAGGUUGUCAAACGAGAGUUUGAGAUCAUCGACCAAGAUGGUGACACAGUUUUCAAUGGGUCUACAUUGAGGGAGAGGUUUGACGGCCUUUCUUCUCCACCUCUUGGCAAGGUCCGACCAGGCGCUUGUUUGGAGAUGAAUAUCUUGAUAACUAUCAAGAAGAAAGCGCCAAGAGAUGCAAUGGUCAUGCCCCUCUCUAGAACUCAACCAUGUCUUAUUUGUGGGCUUCCCAGCACUGGUAUCGGUUUUAGGAAAUGUAGGAAUUGCGACACUACGUUUCGGCAAACCAUAAAGGAGCAUGCCGGCCCCAAUCUAGAGUUCCCAGAGAGGUGGCCCAGCAAGGUUUUCAAGCUAAAAGACGCACUUCAGUCAAAAGAAAGAUUAAUGAGAGAAGUUGACACGACAUCGACCGAGUCGGUUCUUGCGAGCAGCGAAUUAAUGGGCCUAUCUCUGGAUUCGGACUGGGAGCAGAGGCACUUUCGGCGUAUCCAUUACGUUAUAAAGUAUGAAGUUCCAAUUGCCUACAUGGCCAACCAUUUUUAUAACUCGAGAUUUCCUUUGAUACAAGCGGCAGGCCAAGGCCAUGCUCGCUGGGUCCAGGGCUUACUUUUGAACUACGACAUCGAUCCAAAUAUGCGAAGUUUCCAGGGUUGGACUGCUUUACAACAAGCGUGCUCCGCUACUACGGGUCGACCUGAGGCUGUAGCGAAGAUGCUUAUAAAGCAUGGUGCAGAAGUUAACGCUACACCUGGGGAUGGGUACGCCUUGACGGCGCUGCAAGCGGCUUGCAAGAUCGGUAAUGAAGAGCUCGUCGACAUUUUGCUGGAAUAUGACGCCGAUAUUCAUGCCACACCUGCCUCAUUCGGCGAGACCGCACUCACUGCUGCGUCGCGUGGUGGCCACAGAAUGAUAGUCGACCGGCUGUUAAAGUUGGGCGCCGAUGUCAACCAACAAGCGCCUCGUUCGUUGAACGCCUUGCAGGCCGCUGCCCAACGUGGUGACGUAGAGCUCGUUGAACGUCUUGUCCAAGAAGGGGCCGACGUAAUAAACCAGCCGGCUAGCAAAACUGAAGGUGCCACCGCCUUACAAAACGUGGCUGCUUUUGGUUCAACAGCCUUGAUGGAAGAGCUGAUAGAGAAAGGUGCUGAUGUCCAUGCUCCUGGUUCCGAAACCCGUGGUCUUACAGCACUCCAGGCUGCCGCCUCUCAGGCAGACUUGGCAAAGGUCAGGAUGUUGAUAGAGAAGUAUGGGGCAGAUUUGAAUGAGCCGAGAAGUGCAAGAGAAGGAUAUACAGCUUUAGAGGCUGCAUGCUGUAAAAUUGCUAAGGCUGCCUACCGAUCUCGACUAGGCUUAUUUGGAAAAGACCACGGUAGUGAGUCUAAUGGCCUUGAACUUAUCGAGUACGUCCUCGACUGCGGCGCGAGGAUAACGCCCUUCACACUCCACAUUGCUGCCGCCUGGGGCAAUCUCCCGAUGACUAGACUGCUCUUGCACCAUGGAGCUCGAAUUACAGAUCCUCCGGACAACCGCUUUAUCUUUGCUUCUUUUGGCGACGAUCGAGACGUCGGCCAAACCGCCCUCGAAACAGCGAAAUUGAACGAUAGGCAAGAGGUUGUGGAUUUGCUACAGGCCUGGCCUGCUGGUCCGGAAGACAUGUUAGUGGCUGCCUUGUGA